This is a messenger RNA of Dermatophagoides pteronyssinus (European house dust mite), 2875 nucleotides long. It is a transcript of the gene Rab14, whose product is annotated as RAS oncogene family member Rab14. Gene Ontology annotation, molecular function: GTP binding; GTPase activity. The record is from RefSeq and is a predicted model, not a curated record. NCBI's taxonomy places the organism in Eukaryota, Metazoa, Arthropoda, Arachnida, Sarcoptiformes, Pyroglyphidae. Gene Ontology annotation, biological process: phagosome maturation; endocytic recycling; defense response to bacterium. Gene Ontology annotation, cellular component: recycling endosome; phagocytic vesicle; trans-Golgi network.
AUGCAUAUUGAAAAUGUUGAUGAUAAUAUUGUCGAUAAUAUUUAUUUACACCAGCAACAACAACAACAACAACUACAGCAAGAAUAUUCAAUGAAAUCAAUGGAUAAUUUUGUCAAGAAUAAAGAAAAAAAUGAUGAUUCAAUGUUCGAUGAUGAUGAUGAUAAUGUAAAAUUAUCCAAUGAUAAUGUUGGUGAUAAUGUUGUUGAUAAUAAUAAUAAUUCAGCAAAAGAGAAUCAAAAUCUAAUACCAUGUACAUUAUGUCAACGAAAAUUUUUAUCCGAUCGAUUGGAAAAACAUUUAAUAAUAUGUCAAAAAAUUAAGGAAAAAAAGAGAAAAUUAUUCGAUGCAGCAAAACAGAGGGCUGAAAAUUUGGAUAAAAUCAACUUGGUGCCGACAGAAAUUACUAUCAAUGAACCAGUAUUGAAAUCAACGAAUAAAAACCUGAUUAAAACAAAGAAAACGAUAAAAUCGGAUAAAAAUGAUUCGUCGACGACAAAACAAUCCAAUUGGCGACAACAACAUCAAGAAUUUAUUCGUACAAUACGUGCAGCACGUGGUGUAUCAAUCGAUGAUAAUAAUAUUGAUGAUGGUGAUGGUGAUGGCAAUGGUGAUAAUCCAAUGGAUAAUCAAAAAACAAUACCGGCAGGUUUUACUGAAUGUCCAACAUGUCAACGAAGAUUUUCAAUCAAAGCUGCUGAUCGUCAUAUUGAAUGGUGUGCUGAAUCAAAACGUAAACAACAAGAUCGACAACAAAAUUUACAAAAAAAUCAAGAAGCAUUAGAACGUAUGAAAGCACGGACAAAGUAUAAACCGAAUGUUUCAAGUACAAAUAAUAAUGGUAAAUCAUUAUUAUCAAGAUCAAAAUCAAUAACAACAUUAUCGAGUACCGGUUCGACAAUAUCAUCAACAUCAUCAGUAACAUCGACAUCGACAACAAUUCGUUCGAAAUCAAAAGAUAAACCAUCGAAAUCAACAAAAACCAAUGAAAAUUCAUCAACAAUUAAUCAUCAUCGACGAAAUAAUACAAGAAUUAUAUCAAAAAGUUCAGAUAAUUUACCUGCUGCAGUUAAAAUGGCAAAAACUACUGCGACAACAACGAUGAAUAAUUCAAAAAUUCAUACGAAUAAAUCACCUUCGUUAUCAAGACGCACAACAACAACGAAUACACCGAACAAUAGCAGUAAAAAUAAUCAAAAAUUUAUUAAAAAAACAACAACAGGAAAUAUAAAUGGUCAUGUUACAAAAUUAACAGUAACAAGUAAAAUUGAUACCGGUAUUAAUCCAGAUCGUAAUCCAAGUCGUAAUCGUAAUCAUGAAAAAUCUGCACCAAUUAUGAAAUUUAAGGAAAAAUUUCCAAAUCAUCAUCUAAAUAAUCAUGCCAAAUCAAUUAUUGAUCAAUUUCAAGAUAUUGAACAUAUUUUACGUAGAAAUUCAAUGGCUAUUUAUGAUGAUUCACCUAAAACAGUACCCGGUGUACGUAUUGGUGGUAUUUCACCUGUUAAAAAAUCAACAAAUAAAACAAAUAAUCAUAAUAAUGAUAAUAAUAGAAAUAUUUUAUCAAGAUCGGAAACUAAUCUACAACAAAUGUUGGUAGAAGGUGGUGGUGGUGGUGGUGAUAUUAAAAAACGUAUCGAUCAAUAUAUUAAUCGUCUCUAUGACAAUCCAAUAUGGUCAACAGCCAAUAAUAAUGGUCUUGUUAAUAGAAUCAGUGAUAAUGAUAUGGUUGGUAAUAUGAUGAUAGGUCAACAACCACCAUUGCCAUUACAAACACAUCAUAAUAAUGGUCGUAUAACAGAAUUAUCAAAUCAUGAUCAUCAUCAGCAAUCUGAUUCAAUAAUUCGACAAAAUUCAGCAAAUAGUGAUGAAGCCCGAAUGUCAACAUCAGAUUCAACAGAUUCUGGAUUAGGUGUUAUUGUUGGUGGUUUUGGUUUGAAUGGUUGUACAAAUCAAUUAUUAGAAACAGUUAAUGAAUGUGAUAAUAUUAAUCGAUUAAAAUCACAACAAUCAAAUCGUUCGGGUAGUAAAACAAGUAAUCGUACAUUUAGAGCCGAUAUGAUUAAUUCACCAACAAUGUCUGAUAUUGAACCAAUUAAUAAUAAUCAUUUAUUAUUACGUAAUAGUUCUUUAAAUGAAAUUGAAUUUUAUUCCUAUAUAUUUAAAUAUAUAAUUAUAGGUGAUAUGGGUGUUGGAAAAUCAUGUUUACUUCAUCAAUUUACUGAUAAAAAAUUCAUGGCUGAUUGUCCACAUACAAUCGGUGUUGAAUUUGGUACACGUAUUAUUGAAGUUGGUGGACAAAAAAUUAAGCUACAAAUAUGGGAUACAGCCGGUCAGGAAAGAUUUCGUGCCGUAACACGUAGUUAUUAUCGUGGUGCAGCCGGUGCACUUAUGGUCUAUGAUAUUACGAGACGUUCCACUUAUAAUCAUUUAAGUUCAUGGCUGACUGAUGCCCGAAAUUUAACCAAUCCAAAUACGGUUAUAUUUUUAAUUGGUAAUAAAUCGGAUUUAGAUUCACAACGUGAUGUUACAUAUGAAGAAGCUAAACAAUUUGCCGAUGAAAAUGGUUUAAUGUUUAUUGAAACAUCAGCAAAAACUGGUGAUGGUGUUGAAGAAGCAUUUCUUGAAACUGCACGUCGUAUAUUUUCAAAUAUCCAGGAUGGUUCAUUGGAUUUGAAUGCAGCUGAAUCUGGUGUACAACAUAAACCAAGCCCGGUUCUUUCAUCAUCAUCAACAACAAAUGCAAAUGGUGGUAGACAAGAUGGUAGUGGGAAUCGUUCAGAUUGUCAAUGUUAAAAUCAUUAUAUUCAUCAAACGUUCAUCAUCCAAUUGAAUCAACAACAAAAACCAACAUAUAGAAUCAAGAAAAUUUCCAAAAAAU